AUGGCCACAUCUGGCAGGAUCAGUUUUACAGUGAGGAGCAUUUUGGAUUUACCAGAGCAGGAUGCUAUUAGCGUAAAGCAAGCCUCUGACCAUCACCACUCAGCGGAGAACUACAGCGGCUCGCCGUACCGAGGGUGGAUAGAAACAGACAGAAAUCACUAUCCCUCUUCCGACGAGAGCGGUCCGGAGCUGAGCUUGCCCGACUCCACCCAAAGGUCGCUCCCCGCCCGCGGCUCGGAGGCCGAGGAGAAGAAGAAGAAGCGGCGGGUGCUCUUCUCCAAGGCGCAGACGCUGGAGCUGGAGCGGCGGUUCCGGCAGCAGCGGUACCUCUCGGCGCCGGAGCGGGAGCAGCUGGCGCGGCUGCUCAGCCUCACCCCCACCCAGGUGAAGAUCUGGUUCCAAAACCACCGCUACAAGAUGAAGCGGGCGAGGAGCGAGGGCCCCGGCAGCACCCCGCCGCGCCCGCCCGCCCUGCUGCGCCGGGUGGUGGUGCCGGUGCUGGUGCGGGACGGGGAGCCCUGCCGUGGCUGCCCCGCCAGCCCCCCGCCGCCCGCCGCCCCCCCCAAGCUGGGCUGCGCCCUGGCGGGCUGCAGCGCCCAGGCCGCCCUCGCCCUGCAGGGCUACCGCGCCUGCCCGCCCGCCUCCGCCGCCCUCGGCGUCUUCCCCGCUUACCAGCACUUAGCGCACCCCGCCGUCGUCUCCUGGGGGUGGUGA
Molecule: messenger RNA, 714 nt
Organism: Falco peregrinus (peregrine falcon)
Lineage: Eukaryota; Metazoa; Chordata; Aves; Falconiformes; Falconidae
Gene: NKX2-8
Product: NK2 homeobox 8
Exons: 2
Coding region: 1-714 (237 amino acids)
Biological process (GO): cell differentiation; regulation of transcription by RNA polymerase II
Cellular component (GO): nucleus
Molecular function (GO): DNA-binding transcription factor activity, RNA polymerase II-specific; RNA polymerase II cis-regulatory region sequence-specific DNA binding
Source: RefSeq, a predicted model, not a curated record